AUGGUAAACGUGAAAGUGUGCUUUGUUGGAUCCUCGGGAGUAGGAAAAACAUGCCUGAUUAAUAGAACUGUGAAUAAUAGUUAUCUUGACACUCCUAGCUCCACAGUCGGAGCGUCUUAUAUGAAAAAAGAAGUUGAAGUGGAUGGCAAGCAAAUCACACUUGAUUUAUGGGAUACUGCUGGCCAAGAACGUUAUAGGGCACUGGCACCAUCGUUUUUCCGUGGUUCAAGUGUUAUUGUAAUUGUUUAUUCAAUCAUAGAUGCUACUUCUUUUGAUGAUCUUAGAGAUUGGUAUGAAAAUAUUCAAACAAACUGCAAUCCAAUUCCCAGAAUCAUUGUCGUUGGCAGUAAAGCAGACCUUCAUGAAACCCGCUUAGUUCCAUCACAACAAGCCGAAAAUUUCGCCAAAUCAAUUAAUGUCGAUUACUUCGAAGUUUCUGCUUUAAGUGGUGCUGGAAUCGAAGAAUUAAUGCUCAGCAUUGCUACUCAAUUAGACACAUCUAAAUCAGAACCCGAAACGCCAUCUAAAAUUGUCGUUGAAGAGAAACCAAAGAAAAAGAAGAGGUUUGGUUGCUUUUAA
Molecule: messenger RNA, 579 nt
Organism: Trichomonas vaginalis G3
Lineage: Eukaryota; Parabasalia; Trichomonadida; Trichomonadidae
Product: small Rab GTPase RabX3
Exons: 1
Coding region: 1-579 (192 amino acids)
Molecular function (GO): GTPase activity; GTP binding
Source: RefSeq, a predicted model, not a curated record